Molecule: messenger RNA, 5099 nt
Organism: Hemibagrus wyckioides
Lineage: Eukaryota; Metazoa; Chordata; Actinopteri; Siluriformes; Bagridae
Gene: smyd5
Product: SMYD family member 5
Exons: 13
Coding region: 52-1293 (413 amino acids)
Molecular function (GO): histone H4K20 methyltransferase activity; protein binding
Source: RefSeq, a predicted model, not a curated record
CGUCCAAUUGGAUAACCUCACAGAGGUCGAAGGUGACACGCAUUUUGCAACAUGGCGGCCCCCUUGGAUGACAUGUUUUCGCGGUGCGUUGAUCCCGGGAAAACUGCAAACUGCGUGGAAGUCCGAUUUAUCGACAACGUCAAGGGUAAAGGACUGUUCGCCAAGAGACCUUUGAAAAAAGGCGAGACAAUCUUUAUCGAGCGUCCCCUUGUCUCUGCUCAGUUCUUGUGGAAUGCCUUGUACAAGUAUAAAGCGUGUGAGUACUGUUUGCGUGCUCUGGAGACGGCAGAGGAAAAUGCACGCAGACUCAGCGCUCUGCCUGCCCUCAGCCUUCCCCACACUGAGCUUUGUAAAGUCCGGCCCGAGCUGCACCAGGCCUGCCCUCACUGCCAGGUGAUGUACUGUAGCAGCGAGUGCAGGCAGAAUGCAUGGGAUCAAUAUCACCAGGUCCUGUGUCUGGGACCUUCACAUCAAGAUCCUGAUCAUCCAAUCAACAAGCUGCAGGAUGCAUGGAGGAAUGUACACUAUCCUCCAGAAACCUCUAGCAUCAUGCUAAUGGCCAAAAUGGUUGCGGUUGUCAAGCAGGCUCAAGAUAAGGGGCGCUGGCAGAGGCUGUUUUCCCACUUUUGCAGCCGUGCAGCUAACGAGCAGGAGGAAAUAGCACACAAACUGCUAGGAGAGAAGUUUCAGGGCCAGCUUGCUUUGCUGCGUAACCUAUUUACUACAGCACUCUAUGACGAUCACCUCAGUCAGUGGUUCACUCCAGACGGAUUUCGCUCUCUCUUCGCACUUGUCGGGACCAACGGGCAGGGCGUCGGCACCAGUUCCCUUAGCCAGUGGGUUCAUGCUUGUGAUGCAUUGGAGCUUCCUCACCAGCAGAGGGAGCAGCUGGAUGCCUUUAUUGACCAGUUAUACAAGGACAUUGAUAAAGAAACGGGCGACUUCCUCAACUGUGAAGGAUCCGGUCUCUUCCUUCUCCAGAGCUCAUGUAACCACAGCUGCAUACCGAACGCGGAGGCAUCCUUCCCUGACAACAACUUCCUGCUUCACCUGAGCGCCCUGAGUGACAUCAGCCCUGGCGAGGAAAUCUGCAUCAGCUACUUGGACUGUUGCCAACGAGACAGGAGUCGUCAUAGCCGGCACAAGAUCCUGAGAGAAAACUACCUGUUCGUGUGCUCGUGUCAGAAGUGCAUGGCCCAGAUGGAUGACACCGACGUGACCUCGGAGGACGAGGACGAAGGGGAAGGAGAGACGGAGGGGGACGAAAUGGAGGACGAGAUGACGGAUGUGUGAUGACGUUUCGGGUUUCACCAUUUCACCCCCUCAUUUCAUACCUGUCUUUUUGUGGACAUUACUCUUUCAUAUCAUAAAGAAAGCAUGCGGGUCACCAUAACGAAACCUGCUGCUCUGUUCAUGCAAUAGGAGAGUAAGCUCUUGGCUAUGCAAAGUGUUUUGUCUCACUUUUACACCUUUAAUUACCAUCACAUUAGUGGUGCCAAGAAUGCUUCCAUUUCCAUUUUUUUUUCAGACUGAUCCAUUUCACCUUGAUAUAUAUAUAUAUAUAUAUAUAUAGAGAUAUAUAUAUAUAUAUAUAUAUAUAUAAAAAAAAAUCAGACGAUAAAACAUUUCAUCUAUGCACUUACAUUUUUGAUACAUGAUGAUGAUCUAACAGCAUGAAGUCUUUGAAAGACAAAAUAAUCCACAUAUCAUCAGCCUUUCUGGACUGUAGACAUAACAAACAGCCAUGUGAUGUCUCCACCAAUAUUUUCGUUUACUUGGCCAAAAAAAAAUAGUGUCUGCUUUUGCUGGGAGGAAGUAGAGUGUCCUUAACCUCCUUAAACUCGCUGAAUCUGUCAGCUGCUUCAGACUUGUAUUGCUCAAUCUCAUUACUACAGUGCCCUCCAGUAUUAUUGGCAUCCUUCGUAAAAAUGAGCAAAAAAAUGUACAGAAAAACAGUGAAAACUUUUUCACUCAAACAAAAGAAGGAAACAUUUGCCUUGGUUCUGACACUAAGGAUUCUUUUGAAUAAAUGCCAACCAGUUAUCAUUCUUCAUUUUUUUCCUCUCAUUUCAUCUCCCAGGAAAUACUUUUGUUGCCUUUAACCAUGUCUGGUUUUCCUGGGGUAUGGUUAUUAUUGCACACAAUAGCGCAAUGUUGUUAACCCCCUAAUCUAAAAUCUCCAACACUUACCAUUAGGAAGAAACCAGAAGAUCUUGAACACAAAGGCAACAGUUGGUUGCUCGCCUGCACAAGUCAUGUAACAGGUGUAAAACAAUUAAGCGGAAUUAAGGUGAUAAGAAAAAGUUUAAUGCGUGCUAGACAUUCCACGUACGCAUUAUCACACCACACAGUGAUUAGGAUGGUGAAGAGAAAAAAAAAAAGCCCAACAAUCACAGUAAUAUAAUUGCGUUGCCUAGUUUAUUUUUGUGCUUCGAAGUGUUAUGAAGAAAAAGAAAGCCUUCUACAAGUGUUUCCAAACUUGUUAGAUACUGUAUUGCAGCAAGCGUCUCAGUACUGGUAUUGUCUUUAGGGUAAGAGGCACGUAUUAAUUGUAUUUUUUUUUUUAAUGUUUUGUUGACUAAAAUGGCACUACUUUAAUCUAGGUAUUACAUUUGCCAUGCUGUCUAUGUAUAAAUCUCGUUUUUUAAAAUGGAGGGUGCCAAUAAUUAUGGACAACACCGUACGUACCUGUCCUGUUUUUCAUUGUCUUGAGUCACAGAUUACUAAUUGAAUUUCCGCCGAAUGCUAUAAAAGUAAAUGUAAGCGAGUAACUCAUUAUAAUAUCCAGAUAGUAUGCCUUAAGGUAAAUAGCUGAACAGUAAACGGAGACAUUAAGGAGUUUAUCAAUUAGACGUAACAGUAAAUAACUGCAGCUCUGCCAAUGCUGACAAUCUGGAUGAAGUCUGUAGUUAACAGCAGGUUGUAGCUGAUCUACAGUUAUGUUUCAGGUAUGCAGCAUUAGUUUCACUACAUUAACUGCCAAGCAGAUGCAUUUUGCCUCAGGAUUCUGUUUUUUUUUUUGAUGUUGAGCAUGGAGUCACCGCAGCGUCGCAGGAGGUAGGAAAACACCUCCGAUCGCGUUUUUCCACCACUUGUCAUAAUCCCCCAGCACUUAAUACAGUCAUCCAGUGUUUAUGAAAUUCGCUUUGGGAACUUUCGCACUUUCUCCCUAUCGUGCAGAGUGUUCUUGACAAAUCCUGUCAGCUUCAUCAACAUCAUGCCAAAACAAUUCAACAUCGAAAGCGGCAGAUGCUGAAUUAUCAUAACUGGAUAUCUUCGAAAUGCAAUAAUAAUCGUGUGACGGUUUAAGCGUACAAGAAAUGAAACGUUUCUUGAAUAAUCUGGGAGCACCAGUGCUUUUUAUCUUGCUGAAACCACAGACCAAAUAAUGAGUAGAUUAGCAUUCAUUAGUGCAACAUCCACCUCCUUUAUUUAUAUAUAUAUAUAUAUAUAUAUAUAUAUAUAUAUAUAUAUAUAUAUAUAUAUAAUAUAAUAUAUAUAUAUAUACACACACACACACACACACAUGCACGCACGCACGCACACACUUUCUAUUUGUUCUGCCAUCAGGACUCGAGCAGAUAAAUUCUCAGAGUCUGAGCGCUGGACUGCGAUCAGGUUUUGCUUCAGCUAUCAUAAUGAAUACGGUUUCUAUGGACACAUCCCUAAGACAUUCAGGAUGAUGACACUUAAGGACAAAGACUCGGCUUAUGUGAUGCAUACAUAUGCUCUUCGUAACAGAUGACAAUAAACUUACAGUAGCACUUAUAAAUUUGUCAGCCUGUCAUGUAAAGUUGACAUAGCACCUGAGUUAAGUGAAUUAAGAUUGACACAAGGUUACAUUGUAUGAUAAUAUUGGAGGUGACAUUCUGCCCAGUGAGUUUAAUUGGAAGUAUUAUAAACACGAAUUGAUUUAGGUGUUGACACAGUGGCAUCUUGUUCUUAUGGUCCAUCCGUCAUACCAUACCAUUUAUAUCAGCUGUUCAUCAAAUAUUGAUCUUCAUAAAUUCCUCAUUCACAACUCAAUUUAAAGUACACUGAAAUACUAAGUACCUUUAUUUGGAGUCACUGAGUUUUAUAAAAUUGUUGCAAUUUGAUAGAUAUAAACCAAAGUUUCCUUAUUUUGUGCACCUUUUUAGACGUUGUGCAAUUCCAUUGUGCUGAGCUUUUGCACCUAGUGGUUUCAAAAAUGGGAAGUCCAACAAGCACUAAUAGAUGCCCAAUGGGGCAGGAACCAUUCUGCCCCAUGCUAGCUUUAUGAACAUUGUUUUGUUUUUUUUAUAGAGGAGGAGCAGUGGACAGGGCAGUUAACCGUCUCACAAAAAAAUUGACCCCCAAGAUGUUUUACAGUAAGUAAUAAUGCAGACAGUGUGUCUAUUAUGUAGCGUAGUGGUUAAGGUGUUGGACUACUGAUCAGAUGGUUGUGAGUCUGAGGCUCCUUCACUACUGGGCCCCUGAGCAAGACACUUAACCCUCAAUUGCUCAGUUGUAUAAUAAAAAAAGUAAGUUGCUUUGGAUAAGAGUGUCCGCCAAAUACCUGGAAUGUAAAUUAAAUGCAUAUAAAGUGGCUUAAGUGAGUGGAAUAAUUCACUGGAAUAAACGAUGGAUGCAGUCAUAAAGUGACAUAGUGAGAGAUUGCACAAGCAAGAGUGCAGUGAUACUGAAUCCCCAUAGAUAAUCACAGCUGUGCUGAUAUUCUGUACAAUAGCGAGUACAAUAUUGCUUUUAUAUAACAUCAAGUUGAGUCAGUGAAAUGUUAGACACAAUAUGGCCAAAAAUAUUCUGUUUAUUAGAAAUACUUAUCAAAGAAGCCACACUCACUAUACCGCAUAUCAUCUAUCUGGCUAAAUUCCCAUUAAAUGUGCUUCCUGUAGAAUUUCCGUCCAUUCUUUAUCCUCUUUAACUUUUUUUUUUUUUUAAUUUUUCAAUUCAUCACUUACAUUUCUGAAAAAUAGCUUGCCAUAUCUGUUAAUGAUAUCCUUCACACUACCAUAGCAACAGUUUUGAACUAGAAAGUGAAAUUCUACAUGGUGCUCAGUUUUUUUGGGGUUUUUUUUUUUUUUUUUUACAGUAAAAUGCCCCGUUGUGGUUAUAAGAAA